This is a messenger RNA of Bipolaris maydis ATCC 48331, 1085 nucleotides long. RefSeq lists its product as uncharacterized. Gene Ontology annotation, molecular function: RNA binding. The record is from RefSeq and is a predicted model, not a curated record. NCBI's taxonomy places the organism in Eukaryota, Fungi, Ascomycota, Dothideomycetes, Pleosporales, Pleosporaceae. Gene Ontology annotation, cellular component: nucleolus.
CGCGCUCGACGACACCAAUUGACCAGACACCACCCGUACAUACUGCAACAUAGAGGGGAGAAAUAAAGAAAAAAAUUAUACACAAAAUGCCUGCUCCUACUGCCCUCCAGCGCCGCCCCGAAGAACUGGCCGACAAUGUCGCCCUCGAAGCCUCGUCCGUAUCGCUGCCCACCGAAUCCGACGGCGACCUCAUCUCCAUGAGCAUCGACCCCGUUGACGCCCCCAAUACAACCUCGGAUGCGCCCGAAGAAGACAUGCCCAUGGUAGAUGAGAGUGGCAAGCCCAAGUUCCCCGCCGCCAAGUCGAUACCGCUCGCCUUCCGGCGCGAGCAGCGCAAGGUGCCUAUUCCGCCGCACAGGAUGACUCCCCUCAAGAACUCGUGGCCCAAGAUUUACCCGCCGCUGGUCGAGCAUCUCAAGCUGCAGGUCCGCAUGAACACAAAGAGCAAGAGCGUCGAGCUGCGCACCUCGAGCGCUACCACCGACACGGGCGCUCUACAGAAGGGAGAAGAUUUCGUCAAAGCUUUUACUCUUGGUUUCGACACAGACGAUGCUAUCGCGCUGCUCCGACUAGACGACCUGUACAUUGAGACGUUUGAAAUCAAGGACGUAAAAUCGCUCUCGGGUGAGCAUCUCAGCCGCGCCAUCGGCCGUAUCGCCGGCAAGGAUGGCAAGACCAAAUUCGCCAUUGAAAACGCCAGCAGAACACGAAUUGUUCUUGCAGACCAAAAAAUCCACAUCCUUGGCGGCUUCAAGAACAUCCACAUUGCUCGCGAGUCCAUUGUCAGCUUGAUCCUUGGACAGAACCCCAGCAAAAUGUACGGCAAUCUGCGGACCAUUGCCGGUAGGAUGAAGGAGAGGUUUUAAGCACGUGAUACUAGUGCUCUCAGAGAGGAAAAAAAAGCGGCAUCAGGCAUUUACAUGGCGUUAAGGCGAAAUGGAUCGGGGAACAUGGCAGGCAAACAAUACCAUCUGACAUGACUUGACGACGAUUGGAAGACGAUGGGCUGGCGACAUUGCCAUGUAUAUGGCUAUAUACGCAAAUUUGCGAUUUCCAUACAUACUAUCUUUCGUCCACAUGAUCAA